CCGACGAUUUUCCCUUGCGUUGCCCAAGCGCGUAGCGGGUGCCCGGAAGUCAACUGUCUUGGUCAUGUAUAAAAUGAAUCUGAUGUCUAUAGACCUCCUGUGCCUAAGAGAGAGAGAGAGAGAAGAGCAAGCUAGCGGUGGGUUCGAUGGCGGCAACACUGGCUGUGGUGUUUCUUGUUCUCGGAGUGAUUGCUGUUGCAGUUGUUUUCGGAAAGAGGAGAAGAAACCGGGAAUCAUCUUCGACCUCAACGUCAUUGUCUAGAACCAACUACGAAGUAUUCUUGAGUUUUAGAGGUGUGGAUACUCGCAGAGGAUUCACAGAUCACCUUUACAGCAAAUUGAUAGAUGCAGGGAUCGAGGUCUUUAAAGACGACGAAAAUCUCCAUGCUGGAGGAGAGAUCAAGCCGGAGCUAAUAGAAGCGAUCAAGCGGUCGAGGAUCUCGAUAGCCAUCCUCUCCAAAGACUAUGCUUCCAGUAAAAGUUGCCUCAUGGAGGUGGUACAAAUGUGGGAGUGCAGAAAAUCUAACGGACAGACUAUUGUCCCGAUUUUCUAUGAUGUUAGUCCCUCCGAUGUAAAACACCAGGCUGGGGAUUUUGAAACGUCCUUCCAUCAACAUGAGAAGGACGGAGUCAACUCAAAUACCAUUAAAACAUGGAAGGAGGUUCUUCGACAGAUUGGGGGAUUAAGCGGAUAUCAUCGGGAGAUCGUAAAUGGGGGGCACGAGUCCCAGCUCGUAAAAGAAGUUCUCAGACGGGUCAGGCAGGUGUUGAAGAAGGAUGACCAAGUUGUAACCGAAAAACUAGUUGGAUUUGAUCUUCAUGUUCAAGAGAUGAUGAGAAAGCUUGGUGUUGUCUACAACGAUGGACAAGCGAUUGAAGUAUGUGGACAAGAUGUACGUGUAGUUGGAAUAUGUGGAAUGCCAGGGGUUGGAAAGACUACACUUGCAAAGGUUGUCUUCAACAAGAUGCAUAUGUUGUUUGAUGAAUGUAGCUUCCUUGAAGGUAUUAAUUCGAAAGGAGUCAUGUUUUCACAAGAAAUGUUGAUUGCUGACCUUCAAAAAGAAAAACCUGCACCACUUAAAUCUUCUGAUGAAGGUACUAAAAAAAUAGCAAGUCUAUUUAAUGUUAUGAAGGUUCUCAUUGUCCUUGACGAUGUGCAUGAGAUUGAGCAAACUAAAGCAUUAGCCGAGAAACUUAGUUGGUUUGGUCCAGGAAGUAGGAUAAUUGUGACCACAGAUGUAAGGAAUGUUCUAGAUGGUUUUAACGAUGGACCAGCCGAAGAAUACAAGGUUGAACCCAUGAGAUAUCACCAUGCUCUUCAACUCUUUCGUAAGCAUGCUUUCCAAGGGAAUGCUCUCCAAGAUGUCUCUGACUAUGAUCCCCUGUCCAUAGACAUCGUCAAAGCCAUCGGAGGGCUUCCUUCGGCUAUUGUGGAUGCGGCUUCAUAUUUAUGCGCCAAUAAGGAUGAUAUACGAAUAUGGAGAGAGACCUUGAAUUUAUUAAAAGAAGACCAAGGAAAUAAAGUUGAAUCUGCCUUUAAGGACAGUUACGAAUCUUUAGAUGUUCGUACAAGGGAGAUAUUCCUGGACAUAGCAUGCUUUUUUAUUGGAAAGGAUGUGAGGAUUCCCUCUUACAUGUGGGAGGCUUGUGAUUACUAUCCUGCUAGAGGAAUAAAACGCCUUCGUGAGAUCAAUUUCUUGGAAAUUGGAGAAAAUAAUGAAUUAAGAAUGCAUGACCUGUUAAGAGACUUUGGCAGGAAACUUGUCGAAAGAAAAGAUCUUCAUGAGCGCUGCAGGUUUUGGAAUCACAGCGAUGCACUUUCCAUUCUAAAGGAUAGUAAGGGUACUGGAACUGUGGAAGGCAUUGGUCUAACGGUUGAAGAGGGUUGCACCGUCUGUUUUACAUGUGAAGAAUUUCAUAAAAUGUCGAACUUGAGGUACCUCAGACUGGACCGGGCUAACAUUCAGGGAAACACCGAAAAUCUUCUUCCAAAUUUGAGAUGGCUUGAAUGGCGAGCAUGUCGUUUGAUUUCUGAGCUAGGUAAUAUGCAUUUGAAGAAGUUAGCCAUUCUCGAUCUGUCUUGGAGUUCAGUCACUGAAGAUUCACGAGUCUGGAGACAAAUCAUGGAGAAGGUGGAGGAAUUGAAAGUCUUGAACCUACAAGGAUGUGUUCAGUUACCUGCAUCGUUGAACUUUCGAGCUCCAAUCAAUUUGGAGAUUUUGAUACUGGAAGAUUGUACUCAGUUAUCUCAAAUUGGGCCAUUCAUUAGUAAUCUGAAGAACUUGAGUUCCUUAAAUUUGAGAAAGUGCUGCCGAGUCAAGCAGUUGCCCCAAGAACUGUGCUGCAUGAAAUCUUUGAGGGAACUUCUGAUUGAUGGAACUGGCAUCCAUAGAAUAUGUUUCCCGGAAGGUUCUUUGGAGAAUCUUGAAAUACUUAGUGUUUGUGACUGUCAAUAUUUGCAAGAUAUAUCCACAAUUGGCCGCCUAAGGAAUCUCUCAAGUCUUGCUCUGGAUGGUGCUGAUAUUGAUGGGCUUCCAAAUACUGUUGGAUUUCUUCAGAAACUUCGCAGACUUUCUUUAAGGAAUUGUUGGAAGUUGGGUAAACUUCCAACUUCCAUCGGGAAGCUGGAGCUGCUGGAGGUAAUGGACCUUUCAUACACUGGAAUCAUGAAAAUGCCACGGUCAAUUAAGGAUUUGAGGAAUUUGAAGACGCUGAAGAUGGCGCACACUCCCCUACGAAACUUUCCUGAAAAUAUUGUGAACUUAGAGAACCUGGAGGAGAUAGACUUCUCUUGCUGCAGAAGUUUGGAGGGUGAAGUACGUUGUGAUAUUUCAGGAUUAUCCUCUUUGAGAAUUUUGAGAUUAUCGUCAUCUGUUGUUGCUGGGCUGCCUAUGAGCAUUUGCCAUCUCUCUCGCCUCCAAACCCUUGACAUACUUGACUGCGACCAACUUCGGGCUCUACCGAAGUUGCCCUCCAGUUUACUCAGUCUUGUCUGGGGAUCCAAAGAAAUGACAGUCCCCGACUUGUCAUAUCUGACAAAUCUAAAAGAGUUACUUUUGAAAGAUGUUGAGCAGCCGAAAACUGGAUGGCUAAUGAGGAUAUUGAGUCAGAAGACCCCAAAUAUGGGGUGGAUCACGAGAUUACCAAGUCUAGAGACCUUGCAAUUGUCCCUUCCAAUGGUCACCAAUCUCCCUGGGAAUUUUAGUGCCCUUACUCAGUUCCGGGAACUCUCUUUAUCCUACAUGAAGGAGCCAGACCUCACGCAACUUUCAUCGACUUCAAGCUUAUCGACUCUGCGUCUCAAACAUUGCAAGAUUCAAGAGUCAAAAUUUUCUAGUCUGAAAUAUCUGUCAGAACUAGAACUAGACGGCUGCGAUUUAGCAAAGAUUGAUGGUCUUGAAGAUUUAAAGCUUUUGGAAGUUCUGAAAAUAUCUCGAUGCAGUAUAACCACCCUUGAUGGGCUCAAAAAUUUACCGCGUCUCAGGAAGGUGCAAGUUUUCUCUUGUGAUCUUUCCCAUCUUUCAGAAUUACGCGAAUGGGAAUGUGAAGUGGAAAUUUGCGGUACCAACUACCAUUGUACUUUCAGUCUUUGACAGGACAUCUCCUUUUAGUCUAAGAAGCUGGAGCGCGACCUCUUUAAGGGCCACAAAAUACCACAGGCAAAUUCUCCGCGUUCGGCAAUCGGCAGUGGCAUCAAGAAUCCCUUCGAUUACAACAAGAAAGAGAAAAUGAAGAAGAAAAAUAAGAUCUAGCAUCCAUGGGCGACAUUGCAAGGACUUUGCAAUCGUGAGCCAUCACGGGCCUGGGCUUUCGUCAGGUCUGCUGGUGAAAUUCGUGCUUAACACCGCCUUGAUUGUUGCCAUUCUUCAUUCUAGUUAAUUAAUUCGUCACCACUAGGCACGUGGCCCAGUGGUAAGGAGAUUUGGUGGGGUGUGGAUGUUUUAUUUCAGGUGUGAGAUUCGACUCCACGUUCUGUAAAGAGACAAAGUAAAAGUAUAAGAGGGAGAGUUAAAAUAGGAUAGAUAAAAAAAAAAUCAAGUCUCGGUUCUGAAUCUCCGAGAGUUGAUUUAUGUAAUACUUGGAGUUUGACCAAGUCAAAGGUCAAAACAAAAUGGACGUUCAUCUCAUUAAAAAGGGCAAAAGGAGAGGCCGAGAGAAACGCACCACCAAGAAAGAAGAAAAGGAAAAGGGAAAAAGAAAGAAGAAGAAAGGGAAAAAGAGAAGCGGGGUUUCGCAUACAUGCCAUUGAUGCUUCGUCAAGUUGGAUCAAUUACGUAUCGUAAUGCCUGGUAAGUACUUACACCCUUCGUUCUUCCAAUCGGAGAAAUUUUUGGAAUUAUGCCUUAAAUUCGAAGUUUUGUGAAAUUUGAGCCUCGAAGUCCAAUUUUUGAGUUAUUGCGUUUUGGGAUUUCAUGGAAAUUGUGGAUUAUGGCAUUGCAGAGCUGAUGGGAGUCAAUUUGGAGCAACGGUUUUGUCGGAGCAAAAUUUUAGGGUUUCAUAUGCGAGUUCCGUGUUACGAAUAGCUUGAAUAAUUGCUUUGGGUGUGCAAUUUAUUGAUGCGUAAAAGUUGUUUUGUUAGUGUUUAAGCAUAGUUUAGCCAAUUCGUAGUUGUUGUAGUAUUGUACUUGGUGUUGAUGUCGAUUAUUGUUUAAUUGUUAGAAUACGAGAUCGUCGGCGCAUAUAAUAAUGUAAGUAUUCCCAAGUGAGUGGUGAUAUAUCUUUUAUGAGUUUGUAAACUCAUGUCUUGAAAAUGAUAAAAAUUUGAGUAUCAUA
Molecule: messenger RNA, 4773 nt
Organism: Syzygium oleosum
Lineage: Eukaryota; Viridiplantae; Streptophyta; Magnoliopsida; Myrtales; Myrtaceae
Product: disease resistance protein RPV1-like
Exons: 6
Coding region: 147-3593 (1148 amino acids)
Biological process (GO): signal transduction; defense response
Molecular function (GO): ADP binding
Source: RefSeq, a predicted model, not a curated record